UGUCCAGCUAAAGAGGAUGCUGUGGCUGCAGGGUUAGCAGUGUUAGCUCAUGCUGGCUGCUUCUCCAGAAAUCGUGUUUGCUCAAGGACGCAUAGGAACUCUGCUGCAGAGUGCAUGGAGCUCGGGUUUCAGGGCACACGUCUCUAUUGCCUGGUUCCUCUUUUCCUUUCCUUCCUGUUUCUUCCUUUCCCCGGUUUCAGUCGGCUGUUCACAGUAUUUGCAUAUCCACAUGAACAGUUUUCAAGCUUGGGAGUCUUUAUUCUGACUGUGGGGAUCGGGCCUCUGUCUGUGGCCCGGAGAGUUCCACCCCGUGGUUUUAAAUUCUCACGCUGUACUCCCAGAGGCUCUUUGCCCACUUAAUGCCUCUGCACCUUCUAGUUGAUGGUGGGAUAAUUAUCACCAUUCUUAUUUCUUGUUUAUAAGAAAAAAAAAAUUAAGAAUGACGUAGGUUUUCUGAAGAAAGCAGAUCUCAUCUCAAUAUGGCUUCUCCGAACAUUUACACAGAUGUGAACUUCAAAGUUCAACCUGUCUCCUCAGGCACUGUCUCAGACUCAUCUUCAGCUCCUCCAAAGAAGACCACCAUUCACAAAAGUAGUCCUGGCUUUCCCACGCUGCUUCUUGCCUCAUUGAUAUUUUUCCUGCUGAUGGCAAUCUUAUCCUCUGUUGCUCUGAUCAUUUUGUUUCAAAUGUAUUCUGAUCUCCUUGAAGAAAAAAAUACUAUGAAACAACUGAAUCACACAAAAUUGGAUUGUAUGAAAGACCACGCAUCUGCGGAAGACAAAGUCUGGAGCUGUUGCCCAAAGGAUUGGAAGCCAUUUAGUUCCCACUGCUACUUCACUGCGACUGACUCAGCAUCUUGGAGUGAGAGUGAGGAGAAGUGCUCCAGCAUGGGUGCUCAUCUGAUGGUGAUCCACAGCCAGGAAGAGCAGGAUUUCAUCACCAAGAUCCUGAAUCCCAAAGCUGCUUAUUUUAUUGGGCUUUCAGAUACAGGUCACCGACAGUGGCGCUGGGUUGAUCAGACACCAUACAAUGAAAGUGCCACGUUCUGGCACCUGGGUGAGCCCAGCAGUGACAAUGAACAAUGUGUUAUAAUAAAUCAUCAAUAUUCUGGUUGGGGCUGGAAUGACGUCCCUUGCAGUGGUAAACAGAAGUCAGUUUGUCAGAUGAAGAAAAUAUACUUAUGAAUCAAGCAUUCUCCAUGGACAAGGACUGCAUUUUUAUCCAGCAUUACACAGACACCUGGAAAGAUCUCCUUGUGGAAGAGAUGUCCAUAGAAAUUUAGGUAGGCAACCAACAGUUAUCCAUAUGAUAAUACUGGUCCUCAUAUAUACUUAUUUAUUCAUCCUUUACUCUUUAUAUAAUGAGAAUUUCCCAUAUACCAGAGACUCUACAGGAUCCCUUUGUGCAUAUGUGGAAGGACUCCAGCCUCUGUGUCCAUUCUUAGAUUCAUAAAGUCUCAUUUGAUGAUAGAAUUGUAUGGUGUGGUCCCUCUAGCCAUUUCCCUGUCUCUUUGUUUCUCUGUCUUUGGAUUUAUUGAUGUAUACUUAACAAAUAAAUCAUGUAUAUUUACAUUA
Messenger RNA from Peromyscus leucopus (white-footed mouse), 1574 nucleotides. Its product is annotated as C-type lectin domain family 4 member A-like. The transcript has 6 exons. NCBI's taxonomy places the organism in Eukaryota, Metazoa, Chordata, Mammalia, Rodentia, Cricetidae. Bases 480 to 1184 code for a protein of 234 amino acids. The record is from RefSeq and is a predicted model, not a curated record.